GUCCAGCAGCUUCCCAGCAAGUUAGGCAAUAUCCGCGUCCCCCAUCCCAUCGUAGUGUCCUAUCACAGCACUGCCUGGUGCCCAGCUGCCCAGCCAAACGCAGCCCUGUACCUGGCACCAGCACUUCAGCUUCUAGGCUCCACAAGCAACGGGUAGCCGGGCCCUGAUCUCCCGCAGCGAAAAUGCGGUUUGGCUCCUGCCUGCUCUGGCGAACGCUGCUUUUUGUAAGCGUAGCAGAGUUUCUUACAGUUUUUUCUGGAAUGGGAGUUUUUGCCAUUCCAAGUGACUGCAAAAGUGCAACCAUAGAUGACGUGAAUAAGUGUCUUGAGAAAUAUUCAGAAUGCUUCCCUGAAAUGGCCAAACAAGGUGGACGAGAUUCCCUCAAUCACCUCAUCUGGGUGCUGCAAGAAAGUCUUGAUGUUCUGCGACCUAUUCAAGACAAAUUUUGCAAGCAUUCACCCCAAUGCCCACAGCCUCUGGCCCCUAAGAACGGUGGGCUGGUGUGUGUCACCAUCGACAGUGUUGAGUACUGCAAACCCAUGUGCAACAAGGGUUACGACUUCCAGUUCCUCAGAAGAAGCAGGCUGUAUGAAACCUGUGGCAACACCACUGGGUUUUCCUGGACGACUCAGAUGGUUGGGGGGCAAGCACUGGCUGUUUGUGAGCCCUCGGAGACGGCCGUGAGUGGAGCUGAGUCUGCCUAUUUCCCUGCCAACAGCAGCUGCCUGCACACAUUAGCCUUCUCAGAGCCCAAGCAGCUGAACAUUUUCCUCAAAGAACUUGCAGAGCAAGGCGUAGAUAUCUCCAACCAUGACAAGCAGGCGGACUGUCUAAUGUGUGGUUACUAGCACCGAGGAUGGCAGGCCCGCAACAACGUGUGCCACCAACCAAGCGGCUGUCUACGGUCAGAUGUGGGUAUUUUGAUGACAGAAGCUGAGCAGUGAAAUCCCUGCCAAGACCUGCAUUUCAUUGGAAGGGUAGCAAUCAUAGUCACCAUUUGACCUCAGCUCUUGGGUAGAGGCUACAUAGCCUAAAAGUAGCUCACAGUGGGGGUGCCGCAAAGAAAGAAGUUCACUUUUUGAAGCCUUGAAUUUGUCUGUCUGGAAUUAUAAAAGAAUUUCAGUUGCCUAAUGGUUGUGGUCAUUAAACACAGUAAUUGUUUUCAGAAA
Molecule: messenger RNA, 1169 nt
Organism: Anas platyrhynchos (mallard)
Lineage: Eukaryota; Metazoa; Chordata; Aves; Anseriformes; Anatidae
Source: RefSeq, a predicted model, not a curated record